UGGGUUAACCCAUCCUAUAGUUGGGUCUGUUUCCAACUGGGGUUCGAAUAGCACCUCGACCUCUGAGAUACUGGACUCAUGGACCCCCUGAGACACCUGGACCCCUGAGAUAACAGGACCCCUGGGACACCUGGACCCCCUGAGAUAACAGGACCCCUGAGACACCUGGACCCCUGAAACACCUGGACCCCUGAGAUAACAGGACCCCUGAGACACCUGAGAUACCUGGACCCCUGAAACACCUGGACCCCUGAGAUGCCUGGACCCCUGAGACACCUGGACCCCUGAGCCACCUGGACCCCUGAGAUACCUGGACCCCUGAAACACCUGGACCCCUGAGAUGCCUGGACCCCUGAGACACCUGGACCCCUGAGAUAACAGGACCCCUGAGACACCUGGACCGCUGAGAUAACAGGACCCCUGAGACACCUGGUCCCCUGAGACACCUGGACCCCUGAAACACCAGGAUCCCUGAGACACCAGGACCCCUGGACCCCUGAGACACCAGGACCCCUGGACCCCUGAGACACCAGGACCCCUGAAACACCUGGACCCCUGAGACACCAGGACCCCCUAGACCCCUGAGACACCAGGACCCCCUAGACCCCUGAGACACCAGGACCCCAGGCCAUGCACCACACUGGAGGUGGCCGUUGGUUGUAACUGAUGUUGUGUGGCAGCGAAGAUUACCUUUAAAAGACAGUGUAUCAAGAAGUCCCACGUGUAUGAUUUGUGUGUUAUAAUUCAUAUACAUAUAUAUAUAUCCCAGUAAUUAUAUGCAAAUAGAGAUGGAGAUGUAUAACUGCCAGCCGUUGUUUGAUCGCCUCACACACGUAGUCCUCAAGACUGGCGCUCUCAACCACUUCGUUAAGAAAAAAUCUCCAUUGGAAAAGAUCAAAUUUGUUCUGGAAUCUGAAAUAAUAUACGAUUCAGAUAUGAAAAUUAACAUCAGGACUGAUAUUAAGGAUCUCCUGGAUGCCCUCUAUGAAAAGUGUGAUGACCAUGGAAAAUCUGAGAAAUUAGCCAUGCAAGCCAAAAAUAUAGGAUCAAAGGCUUAUCUUAAAAAGAAGGACGCAGAGGCUCUUAAGAACUUCACUGAAUGCUUGCGCUUGGCACCAGCAGACUCGUCACUGUUACCUUUAGCAUAUGCCAAUCGUUCUGCUGUACUUUUCCAAAUGGGUAAAUAUGAGGAAGCUCUCCAAGAUAUGAAUCGAGCCGAAGAAUGUGGAUACCCUGCAGCGCUUCGACACAAGUUGUUGACUCGUCGCUGUCACUGUUAUUUAAUCCUGGGUGAAGAAGAUCACGCCAAAGCAAGUUUAGAAGUGUGUAAGAGGCAUUCUGAACUUGUUUCUCCAGACUCUAAGGAAAAAUAUGAAAAGACAGUAGCAGACCUAGAAAAAAAAAUGGAUUCUUCUGGUUUUAAUCAGACCAAUAGGCAAGAAGUUUUAGGUCACCCUUCAUUGCUUAAGGGGGAGAAUGCAGUUGUCAAGUACAUGACGAGUGUAUUUGAAAUGAGAACAAGUGAGAAGUAUGGUCGUCACAUUGUUGCUACUGAUGCUGUGAGCAAGGGGUCUGUAGUGUUUGUAGAGAAGCCAUAUGCAGCGAUCCUUCUUCCAGAAUACCACAGCACACAUUGUCAUAAUUGCUUUACUCCAGCUACCAAUCCUGUGCCGUGCAAAUAUUGUUGUGAUGCUGUGUUCUGUAAGGAAGAAUGCCGCGAGUUAGGACGAGCCUGGCAUCAAUAUGAAUGUGGUAUUCUUCAUAUAUUAUCAUCAGUGGGAAUUGCUCAUCUUGCUGUCAGAGUUAUUCUUGUUACAGGAUGGAAGCAUACUUGUGAUAUCAGAAAUGAAGCAAUAGAAGGCAGAGUAGAAGGAGUAGGAGAAAAUGGUGUUUAUAAUGGUAAUGAUGUAUGUGAGGGAUAUCGAGCAGUGUAUCAUCUCAUGCCGCACUUUGAUAGCUGUCUCCCAGAGGAUCAGCUUCAGUACUGCCUGGCUGCAAUUCUUUUGGCAACUGCAGUUUUGGACAAAACAGAUUUCCCAAAACACAAUGAGGUUGAGAUGAUGAAUGAGGAUUGCCUUGAUGUAGCUCAUCUUGCCUCUGCAAUAAUGAGGCACAUAGCCCAGCUUGUGUCCAAUGCCCAUGCAGUGACUCAGAUCAUGGCAUCCAGCUGUGGGGAGAGGAGUAAGGUGGAGCAAGUGUCACAAAAGAGAAUUGCAUCUGCUAUUUAUCCCACUGCCAGCCUCAUGAAUCACUCGUGUAAACCUAAUAUUAUCAACAGUUUUCAAAAGGAUUUACUGAUAAUAAGGACAAUUGAAGAUGUUAACCCUAAUGACCAGAUUUUUAACUGUUAUGGACCACACUACUGCCGUCAGACACGUCAAGAGAGACAAGAGUCUUUAAAGCGACAGUAUUUUUUUACUUGCAAGUGUGUACCAUGCACCCAACCUGAAUACUUGCAGAAGGAGGCAAGCUGGAGUGGGUUUUGUUGUGAAAAGUGUAGAGGUGUGUUAUCUUGGAUGGGUGAAAAUGAUCCCACUGGCUCUGAUUUAGCUGAGAGUGGAGGAGUGUUUCUGUGCCUCAAGUGUCACACACUGCAGAGGCCAUCAGCACACCUUAUGGACGUGUGUGCUAAGGUCAACUCUUUACAUGAAGCUGGUGAGGAGGCUUUGCAAAAAGGUGAUGUACCAGGUGCUGUGACUCUACUUAGGAAUGCUCUCUCAAAAGGUUCUGAAGUGUACCUGCCAGAAAAUCAAUACUUCACUUCAGUUCGAGACACACUUGCGUGUGCCUUGAGUGAUUUAGGUGACUUUAAGAGCUGUUGUUUGGAACUGAGAGAAUGUCUUCGAGUAGUAGAAUCACGUUAUGGGUCCAAGAGUAUUGAGUUUGCGCAUGAAUUACUGAAGUUCUCAGAUGUGCUAACACUGGCUUCUGCUUCAAAUGACAAACUUAAAGAUGAAGUUGAAGGUGUGAAGAGCAGAAUAGAUGAAAUUUUCACUUUAAAUUAUGGACCUCAGUGGAAGAUGUAUCUUCAGAUGUAACAUUAUAUUUCAAUAAACAUGUCUAGCCAAC
This is a messenger RNA of Procambarus clarkii (red swamp crayfish), 3069 nucleotides long. Its product is annotated as SET and MYND domain-containing protein 4. Gene Ontology annotation, molecular function: histone deacetylase binding. The record is from RefSeq and is a predicted model, not a curated record. Gene Ontology annotation, cellular component: cytoplasm; nucleus. NCBI's taxonomy places the organism in Eukaryota, Metazoa, Arthropoda, Malacostraca, Decapoda, Cambaridae.